AACGCACUGUAAUGACCAAACAACAGCUGAGACAAAAGUAGAUCCGUCGCCGCGUCGAGUACGUCUGCGUCAUUCAAAGUCGGCAGCGACAUUUCGUACGUCCGUGCAUUGUCCAGUGUGGCGUGGUGUGCUGUGUGAUGUGCUGUGAAUCAAUUGGUGUGCGUCCAUCAAAGAAAUCAUGCUAAUAAAUGGCUGCAGCAGUACCACCAUCGAUCAUCGUUGUGUGCGCACAUUGAUUGAAGUUCUAUCGUUCGAGGUUCACCGAUGCCGUGUGAAGCAAUUGUAGUUUCACAGCUGAUACAAAUCUCCCGGCCAAACCAAAAACAGAAGAAAUGACAGUGAUCAAUGCAAAUAAGUGAAUGGAAAAGUUUUGAUGAUUAUGCAACGCGUGUUUUACUGCCCACCGUGUGGCAAAUUAACGUGUCCGACUGUUAUUGUGGUAACAGCCAGCAGCUGAUCGUCGUCGGGCAGCCGACAGGAAUUUACCGGAUCAUCACCCACAAUCAGCAGCGCGGAGAUCGUGCGUCCCUAAUUAAUCGCCAUCGCAUUUUAAUCGGUAACGAUUGAGCUCAAGCCGGAUUGGUCGGCCGAAAUCUGUGGCACAAUUUAACUAUCUACGGAAGGAAGCAGCAACAGCACCACGGCCGCACUGGAACCGGGAACCCGAUCGAACUAUUUUUUAUCAGCGUCUAAUCUUACGGUGAACGAUCGCAUCAUCGAUUUGACAAACGCAACGCGCCAAGUUUACCAGCGUUUCGUGGCUGUGGCGGGACGUUAUGCAAGCGUGAACAAGUGAACCAUUUUUCGCUGCUCGUCGAUGCCGGACAGCGACGCCGUGUGAAAAGAAUAUCGUUGCCAAUCGAGGUCGCGUCACCCUUCAGGACGCGGAUAAACGUGUCACAACGACGUUUGACUUGUGCUGUGAGCAACAACAACAACAACAGAGAGACAAAAAAAUCACCACAUCGUGCGCUGUACUUUUACAGUACACUGCUGCAGCCCAGUUGGCAACAGUAUGAUCAAUCAAAAAGCGCCUCUCGAAGAUGGCAGAACAUCCAAAGAAAAACCGCAGUACAGUGAGCUGUCGUAUCUCGUCACCCGGCAGUGCCUGCAGCGGGAAGACCUUAAUCAGCUUUCACAGUACGAUAGACUAAAGCCGACUGCACUCGAUUCACUAGGAGCGUCCGUGCGAAGCGUCAAGUGCGUUUCAGCGAUCAAAGGAUUUUUUCCGAUCCUACAAUGGCUUCCAAAGUAUUCGAUCAAAAACGAUCUGCUCAGCGAUAUGACUGCCGGCUUGACGGUCGCUGUACUUCAAAUACCUCAGGGAAUGGCGUACGGAAUACUGGCAGGAACUGCCGCCAACGUCGGUCUCUACAUGGCCUUCUUUCACUGUCUGGUGUAUGCUGUGUUCGGUACGUCGCGCCACAUAUCCAUGGGAACGUUCGCCGUUACCAGCCUGAUGACUGCCAAAAUAGUCGCAACCUAUUCGACUGUUGUACCGACACUAGCGUCAAAUGGAACUGAUGGAAUAGUACCGGACUUGACUCCAGCCGGGGAUGCCAUAUAUACACCGAUACAGGUAGCUACAGCAGCAUCCUUCGUGGCGGGAGUGUUUUACUUCAUCAUGAGCGCUGCGCGAUUAGGAAUCCUAUCAUCCCUGUUGAGUGAACCACUGGUCAGUGGUUUCACGACGGCUGCUGCCGUUCACGUGAUGGUUAGCCAGCUGAAGGAUCUGCUCGGCGUAUCCAUACCACGCUACAAAGGUACCUUCAAGGUGAUCCUUUCGGUGCGCGACAUAAUCGAUCAAGCACCGAACUCAAACCUCACGGCCGUCUACACCUCGGUGGUUGUUAUUCUGUUCAUGAUAUUCAUGAACGAAUACUUUAAACCUUGGCUAUCCACCAAGUGCCGAUUCCCAGUGCCCGCCGAACUGAUGGCCGUCGUCGGUGGUACCGUGGCCUCAUAUUUAAUUGGGCUCGGUCCGAACUUCGACGUGGGAUUGGUUGGGCUGAUACCGACCGGCCUUCCAGCACCGGAAUUCCCACCGCUCGCGCUCAUAAAGGCCGUCGCUGUCGAUAGCAUAGCAGUAACGAUUGUCGGCUAUUCGAUCGUCAUGUCGAUGGGGAUGAUCUUCGCGCAGAAGGAGAACUACGAAGUGCGCCCUAACCAGGAGCUAGUCGCGCUCGGGUUUACCAACAUUGUGGGCUCCAUGUUUUCAUGCAUUCCUACCGCCUGUUCUCUGUCGCGCUCCUUGAUUCAGCAUCAAACGGGAGGAAAAACGCAAAUAGCUGCCGUCUUCUCUUCCAUGAUCCUGCUGGUCGUGCUGCUCUGGAUUGGCCCAUACUUUGAGAGUUUGCCUCGGUGCGUACUGGCCGGCAUCAUUGUCGUCGCGCUGAAAGGCAUGCUGAUACAGGUGUACCACAUCAAAAAGUUCCGCCGUGAAGGCAGUCUCGAACUGUUCGUAUGGUGCGUAACCUUUCUUUCGGUCGUCAUCAUCGAUAUCGACAUCGGACUGCUGAUCGGGGUGGUGAUUUCGCUAAUUUCACUGUACGUGAAGGGUUGGAAAACUUACUACAGUCUGCUUGGAACCGUCCCCGAUACCGCUAUCUACGUCGACAUCGGAAGUCACCUGCGGGCCGAAGAGCUGCCGCAUAUUAAAAUUUUCAAGUACACCGGUUCCAUCAAUUUUGCCAACAAGAACAACUUCAAGAAAGCACUGUACAAAGAAACGAAAAUAAUGCAACGUGCCAAUGUGUCGCUAGUGCCUCGCUACAACGGUGAAAAUACGGGACUGCAAUCGACCAAAGCGAUCAUUGUUGAUCUGAGCAGUGUGCCACACGUGGAUACGGCCGCGUGCAAAAUGUUUACGGAGGUUAAAACCAAUCUGGAGCAGCUCAGCGUUUCACUGCUGCUGGCCACACCGGCCGACUGUGUGUACGAUGCUUUGCUGCAUGCGGAAUCGAUCGGCGAGGGCGGUUUUAACAUCUUUCCCACAAUCCACGACGCGGUCAUCUACGCUCAGGGAACCGAGUCUGCCGUGUAACGUAGGCUCGCAUAAAUCAUUCGAUAAAACUGCAAAGCAAAGUUAUGUGUGCCUUUAUCUACGAACAAAUGCGCGCAAAGCAACUGUUCUCGAUACGACAAAGGAUUAACCUGAUAGAAUUAGUCACUAAAGCACCGUGUGGAUGAUGUGAUGAUACAUUUGCUCACCCAUUACGAUACAGACUUCUGGUUCGUGAAGAGAAUGCCGACCGUAUAGCUCCAAAGCUCAGGAUACACUAAAAAAGUACUUUAUGUUUUAUGUUAAAACGGUUGCUAUUUAAAAGCAUCCCUGUUAACGUACUAUUUUCCAUUCAUACAGUUAGGAUCAAUCCACACGGGUACGCUAGAGUCUCGACCGGUCCCCACGGCAUAUCGUACAUCGUAUUUUGACGGUAUGAUACGAUUUCUUAACGUGCAUCGAUUGUGUAAAACAUAGAUUAGUCGUAAUCACAGACAUUAGAAGAACACAGUUUACAAUAAACAGGCGUCCUUUUUUAUACCUCA
Messenger RNA from Anopheles stephensi (Asian malaria mosquito), 3546 nucleotides. It is a transcript of the gene Prestin, whose product is annotated as sulfate transporter. The coding region runs from base 1016 to 3043 and encodes 675 amino acids. Gene Ontology annotation, cellular component: membrane. Gene Ontology annotation, biological process: transmembrane transport. NCBI's taxonomy places the organism in Eukaryota, Metazoa, Arthropoda, Insecta, Diptera, Culicidae. The transcript is spliced from 7 exons. The record is from RefSeq and is a predicted model, not a curated record. Gene Ontology annotation, molecular function: bicarbonate transmembrane transporter activity; sulfate transmembrane transporter activity; chloride transmembrane transporter activity.